This is a messenger RNA of Thyridium curvatum, 528 nucleotides long. RefSeq lists its product as uncharacterized. NCBI's taxonomy places the organism in Eukaryota, Fungi, Ascomycota, Sordariomycetes, Thyridiales, Thyridiaceae. The record is from RefSeq and is a predicted model, not a curated record. The coding region runs from base 1 to 528 and encodes 175 amino acids. The transcript has 2 exons.
AUGGCAUCUCCCGCUCCCAAGAUGAAGGGUGCCCUCACCGAGCGUGACCUCGAGAUCAUGGCCAAGGCCUGGCACUGCAUGAAGGCUGAGCCUGAGGUCGACUUUGCCAAACUCGCCGAGCUCACCGGCAUGACCAACCCGCGCAGCGCCGGCAACGCCUGGCGCAACAUCAAGACCAAACUCUUCGCCGACCUCCCGCCCGCCGAGCCCGCCACCCCGGGACCCGGCCGAAAGCGCAAGACCCCUGCCAAGAGCAGGGCCAAGGCCACUCCCAAGGCCGCUGCCGCCCCCGCCAGCGACGACGAAGACAACAAGCUCAUCGCCACUGCCGACUCCGACGUCGACGAGCUCGAGGCUCAGAGCCCGACCAAGAAGCGCAAGAGCCCCGCCAAGAAGGCCGGCAAGAAGGCCCCUCUGUCUGCCGCCAAGGUCGAGGACGACUCUGAUGAGGACGGGGAGAUCAAGACGGAGCCUAUCAAGGCUGAGGAACAGGAGGAGUACAUCGAGGAGGACGUCGGCGAGAUCUGA